GUUCAUACGAAUUGUUUCCAUUCUGAAUGUGGCAUUUUGUAUACCCGGCGUGCAGAAGGAUUAUCAUAGCACAGACAGAAUACUGCGCUCAUUGACUGGAAAUCUUCAUUUGAUUAACUUCAUUUAUUAUCCCAAAAUUAUAUCAAGCCUAUUAUAACAUUGAGAUAUAAUAACUGCAUAUCUGUUAUUGCAGCCCCUGUAAUAAACGGUCCGGUCUUCUGUCUAUGAUCUCAUCCCCGCCUAGAUGAUAGGUGGAAAGAGAGGAGGGACGUAAACAUAUUACACAGAGCACUCUUCAGUAAAUCUACGGUUCUCUUGUGUCUGUCUUUGCGAGAGAUCAUCUGAAAUGGCAACCAGUGUAAAGAGGCCAUCCCUGGGUCCGGUCCCUCCCCCCAGGAAGAAGUCCAACCCCAAGUCAGAGCUCACUGAGGAGCUGAAACAGGAGAUCAGAGAGGCCUUUGAACUGUUCGACACCGAUGCCUCCGGAUACAUCGAUGUCAAGGAGCUAAAGGUUGCUAUGAGGGCGCUGGGGUUUGAGCCGAAGAAAGAGGAGAUUAAGAGGAUGAUAACAGAGGUGGAUAAGGACGAAACAGGAAAGAUCUCCUUCUCUGAUUUCCUCACCGUCAUGACUCAGAAGAUGGCUGAGAAGGAUUCUAAAGAGGAGAUCCUGAAAGCCUUCCGUCUGUUUGAUGAUGAUGAGACGGGGAAGAUCUCCUUCAGGAACCUGAAGAGGGUCGCUAAGGAACUGGGAGAGAGCCUGACUGACGAGGAACUGCAGGAGAUGAUCGAGGAGGCAGACAGGGAUGGAGACGGAGAGGUGAACCAGGGAGAGUUCCUCCGCAUCAUGAAGAAGACCAGCCUGUACUGAGACUAGACCCGGGUGUUGUGGGGUUAGAAGACCAGCCUGUACUGAGACUAGACCCGGGUGUUGUGGGGUGGAGGGUGAUGUUGGAGACAUACAGGGGCAGAGGAGACUAUGGUUUGGUUUUACAUGUUAUGUACUAGUCAAGUCAUUACUCAGUUAUCCCCCCCCCCCCCCCCCCCUAGUCACCCCCUCCCCUCCAACACAACCCUCCUUACCCCUAGUCACCCCUUCAACAUCCCCCUCCUCUACCUCUACCCCUAGUCACCCCUUCAACAUCCCCCUCCUCUACCUCUACCCCUAGUCACCCCCUCCCCUCCAACACCCCCCCCCCUACCCCUAGUCACCCCCUCCCCUCCAACACAACCCUCCUCUACCCCUUGGCACCCCCUCCCCUCCAACAUCCCCCUCCUCUACCCCUUGGCACCCCCUCCCCUCCGACAUCCCCCUCCUCUACCCCUUGGCACCCCCUCCCCUCCGACAUCCCCCUCCUCUACCCCUUGGCACCCCCUCCCCUCCGACAUCCCCCUCCUCUACCCCUUGGCACCCCCUCCCCUCCAACACAACCCUCCUCUACCCCAUGGCACCCCCUCCCCUCCGACAUCCCCCUCCUCUACCCCAUGGCACCCCCUCCCCUCCAACACAACCCUCCUCUACCCCUUGACACCCCCUCCCCACUAACAACCCCCUCCUCUACCCCUUGGCACUCCCUCCCCUCCAACAUCCCCCUCCUCUACCCCAUGGCACCCCCUCCCCUCCAACAUCCCCCUCCUCUACCCCUUGGCACUCCCUCCCCACUAACAUCAACCUUAUAACUCUAAUGUAAAGUGAAAGUUGUGACUGUAUUUUUCUUCUUCGUAUCGUUGUAUUUGUGUCUCUGAAUGAUCUACAGUAAGAUCUCCUGUAUUGAAUGUUUUGUACAUAUAAACUGCAUGUGCAGAUAUAUAUUGAUAUUUAAGAUAUUCAUUAAUGAAAUACCUUUUUAAGCAGUUUUUUUCCCCAGUGUAUUCGUAAGACAAGUUCAUGGUGCUGUAACAACAUGUUCUGACCAUAUGCAUCCAUGCACUGUGUCACCAUGUUGGAGAAGUCUCUAGAAAGAAAGAUUUCCCUGACCAAGAUGGCUGUCCUAUAAUCAUGUUGCCAGUGUCCAUUCCAGUGUUACACAUGUCCAUAUUUAAUCUCUAGUCUAAUG
Molecule: messenger RNA, 2054 nt
Organism: Oncorhynchus kisutch (coho salmon)
Lineage: Eukaryota; Metazoa; Chordata; Actinopteri; Salmoniformes; Salmonidae
Product: caltractin-like
Exons: 5
Coding region: 347-868 (173 amino acids)
Cellular component (GO): myosin II complex
Molecular function (GO): calcium ion binding
Source: RefSeq, a predicted model, not a curated record